This is a messenger RNA of Thelazia callipaeda (thelaziosis nematode), 1569 nucleotides long. The record is from the annotation of a GenBank genome assembly. Lineage: Eukaryota; Metazoa; Nematoda; Chromadorea; Rhabditida; Thelaziidae.
AUGCAAGAAACAUAUUUGCGCAAGCCACGGAUAGUAUAUCGUACUGGUGUUCCAAAUCCGCUUACCCUUGAUCAGUACAGCGCAGUAUUGGAUAAGGUUGAGAGAAAUCGAAACUUGAUUUGUACAAAUGGACCUAUGUAUCGACCAGAAGGUGGUACUAUUGUCGUAUAUGACUGUACACUUUACCCUCGUGGUACUUUAAGUGAUGACCAAGUGCGUCGAACAUUUCGCGUUGAUGGAUAUCGGUGGGGAAAUUCUAAGGGGGUUCAUAAUUUGAGCAACGGAUUGCAGAAACGAUAUAACUUACUUUACAGUAAAAAAGACCAACACGGUGAUGACAGAUUUAUACGUUGUGAAUAUUCGCGAGAACCUUGUGGUUUGGUACUUUUCCAUUAUAUUGGGGAUCAUGUGGUGGCAAGUCAGGUUUCUGACAGUGCACCGCAUGGAAAUGCUAAAAGAAAUCAACAGCCAUUUCUUCGUACUUUACCAAUUUUAUUGCAAGAAGUAAAGGAACAAACUAUCUCAAGCACUAAUGCGGUUGAAAUUUAUGAUCGAUUGACGGAACAAAGUAUAUAUGAUCAGUGUGCAAGCAGCUCACGAGUUACUCCACGGAGAUUACGUAAUAAAGAGCAAGUAAGGAAUGUGAUGAAAUCUUUCCGGCAAAAGUUAGCUCGAAACAGUCUGUAUAUUCAGCCGCGACCGAUACCAUUGUACGUCACCGACGAAGUACCAGCUGGAGAAGGUGUUAUACAAAGAGCUGAUUCAGAAGUGAGUGAAGAUCAAGUAGAAGUUGUUGACCACAGUGUUUAUGAAAACCUAGGAGAGAUGUCGGAAAAACAGCAACCAGUUGUGCUGAAAAGAGCACGUUUGGAUGAUGAUACAGACUCCAGUUAUGCUCAAAUUGAUGUAACAACAUUCGAUAACUUGAAAAUGCGUGAACCGUAUGGGCCCGAUCAUAAAUUCAUUCGGCAAGGAGGGAAAUUUCAUCUCUUAAUUGGUAUUACUGGAUCAGUGGCAUCAAUGAAACUUGCUGAACUUCUUAUAGAACUUAAUAAAAGUAGUCCUGAAGGAAAGUUGGUUAUUCGAGUUGUAGCAACCGAUGCGGCACGAGUAUUCAUUGACGAAUCUACAUUUGAAGUACCUAUUUAUAGUGAUAUGGAUGAAUGGAAUAUGUGGAAGAAACGAGGAGAUCCAAUUUUGCACAUCGAAUUGAGAAAGUGGUCUGAUGCGAUGUUAAUCGCUCCAUUGGAUGCAAAUUCGCUGGCUAAAAUUGCAAAUGGUAUAUGCGACAAUUUAUUGUUGUCUAUUGUUCGCGCAUGGGAUCCACGAAAACCUUUAUAUUAUGCUCCGGCAAUGAAUGUUGCCAUGUGGGAAAAUCCGCUAACUUAUCAGCACCGUAAAGUUUUAAAAGAACUGCUACGCUAUAAGGAGAUACCACCGAUAGAAAAAGAAUUGAUGUGUGGAGAUACGGGCUUAGGUGCUAUGGCAACAGUACAGAUGGUAGCAUCGAUUCUUGCCAGUGAAGUAAAGAACCGUUUUGCGGUCUAUUCCGAUAAUUCGGCAUCAUGA